AUGCGAAGGCCAGGCGAAAACGCGACCCAACUUCCGAACCAACAUAUUUCAUUCCACAAAGGAAACGACAAGAAACUAGGAGGCGUAGGAUUCCUGAUUCACAAGAAACUAAAAGGCAACAUCACUGAGUUUCACGCGACGUCGGACAGAGUUGCUUCAGUCACAAUUAAGAUCUCAAAACGGUACGACAUCAAAAUCAUACAAGCCUAUGCUCCAACAUCACUAUCAUCACAGGAUGCUCUUGACGAUUUACGAACCGCACUACAACGCAAGAAAGCACACUUUAACAUCAUAAAGGGCGACUUCAAUGCAAAUGAACGUGGCGACGAUCUUGUGAAUUUCGCGACAACCAACAACUUCAAAAUCACAAACACGUUCUACAAAAAGAAACAGAACCGAAGAUGGACUUGGCGUAGCCCAGAUUUUGAAACUUUCAACGAAAUUGACUACGUCCUUGUCGACAAAUCCAACAUUGUCAAAAACACAGAGGUUCUCAACAGAGUUGGCAUCGACAGUGACCAUCGAAUGUUCGAGAAAGAUUUCCAAAUAGACCUCAAAAAUCGUUUUGCCGUUCUGGAAGAACUUGAAGAAGAAAACAACAACAAUGAGGUAAAUGUCAACGACUUAAACAACAUCAAACCAAUGAUCGCUGCCGGAAAAAAACUGGAAAACCACUUCCAAAAGAACCGACAAGUUCUCAAAUGA
Messenger RNA from Penaeus monodon (black tiger shrimp), 705 nucleotides. RefSeq names its product craniofacial development protein 2-like. Bases 1 to 705 code for a protein of 234 amino acids. The transcript has 3 exons. Lineage: Eukaryota; Metazoa; Arthropoda; Malacostraca; Decapoda; Penaeidae. Gene Ontology annotation, molecular function: catalytic activity. The record is from RefSeq and is a predicted model, not a curated record.